Messenger RNA from Scomber japonicus (chub mackerel), 2086 nucleotides. RefSeq names its product protein phosphatase 1, catalytic subunit, alpha isozyme b (gene ppp1cab). Gene Ontology annotation, cellular component: nucleus; cytoplasm. The transcript is spliced from 7 exons. The coding region runs from base 326 to 1303 and encodes 325 amino acids. Gene Ontology annotation, molecular function: protein serine/threonine phosphatase activity. Lineage: Eukaryota; Metazoa; Chordata; Actinopteri; Scombriformes; Scombridae. The record is from RefSeq and is a predicted model, not a curated record.
GCUAACGUUCAUCUUGGCUCUUUUUUGUGUCGAUGGCAUGGUGCUAGUAGCUUCGGCAAGAAACGGUGUUGUCGAGAUAAAACGAUUAUUAAGUUAAUUCGGACACCUGAUGGAAAUUAGUUGACUGAUGCGGAUUUUUUUAAGCACACGUCAGCCAUCGCAUCUUGAACAAAUCAGUCAAAUUUUGAGGUUUCCAGUUCUGUCCCAAGGUGAGCUAGCUAGCCGAUUAACAGCUAACGGUCACUAACUCAGCAGCCAUUACAUCGUUACUACGCCUCUGGCUCAUAGGAGUUGUUAGAACCCAACCAGAAAAAAGAAGAAUAGCAUGGCAGAAGCCGACAAGCUGAACAUCGACUCCAUUAUACAGCGUCUGCUGGAAGUGAAAGGCUCCAGACCUGGCAAAAAUGUUCAGCUGACAGAGAAUGAAAUCCGUGGUCUCUGCCUCAAAUCCAGGGAGAUCUUCCUCAGCCAGCCAAUCCUGCUCGAACUUGAGGCGCCCCUCAAGAUUUGUGGUGAUGUUCACGGGCAGUACUAUGAUCUGCUGAGGCUGUUUGAAUAUGGGGGCUUUCCACCAGAGAGCAACUACCUGUUCCUGGGGGACUACGUAGACAGAGGCAAGCAGUCUCUGGAGACCAUCUGCCUGCUGCUGGCGUACAAGAUCAAAUACCCAGAAAACUUCUUUCUGCUGAGAGGAAACCACGAGUGCGCCUCCAUUAACAGAAUAUAUGGCUUCUAUGAUGAGUGUAAGAGGCGGUACAACAUAAAGCUGUGGAAGACCUUCACCGACUGCUUCAACUGUUUGCCUGUCGCAGCCAUUGUUGAUGAGAAGAUCUUCUGUUGCCAUGGAGGUCUAUCUCCAGACCUCCAGUCUAUGGAGCAGGUCCGAAGGGUUAUGCGCCCCACUGAUGUGCCUGACCAGGGUCUCCUCUGCGACCUGCUGUGGGCCGACCCGGACAAGGACGUGCUGGGCUGGGGGGAGAACGACCGUGGUGUCUCCUUCACUUUUGGCGCUGACGUGGUCACAAAGUUCCUCCACAAACACGACAUGGACCUCAUUUGUCGGGCCCAUCAGGUGGUUGAGGACGGCUAUGAGUUCUUUGCAAAGAGACAGCUGGUGACUCUGUUCUCAGCCCCAAACUACUGCGGUGAGUUUGACAACGCCGGAGCCAUGAUGAGCGUAGAUGAGACCCUCAUGUGCUCAUUCCAGAUUCUCAAACCUGCAGACAAGAAGCUGUUCUACGGCGGUGGAGGGGGCAUGGGCUCUGGCCGCCCAGUCACUCCUCCAAGGAAAGCUAAGAAAUGACACCAGUAGUUUGCCCUCGACCUCCUCGACCCAUCCCUCCUGCCCUCUCUACCUCUCUUCUCCUUUCUUUCACCAAACAGCCAGAAAUCAAACCUAUACCCAGGGCUUUUUUCCUUUUUUAUCUGUACUUCUUAAAACAUUUAAUGUUAUGAAUUGUCUGAGUGGGUGGGUGCGUGCGUGCGCAGAUGACAAAUGUGUCCCGUCUGCCAGUGAGCAUUAAAAUCAUGUGUGCACAUGUACAUUUUGUGUGAGAGUAUUAGAGAUUUAUACUUUCCCCUCUCUUUUGCCACUCUUCCCGUGGAAAGGUUGAAACCACAGUGUCUGUCUGUACAGUAAUUUUGACUGAAAAAGCAGGGUUUGGGAGAAAGUGGGAGAUUGCUGGCAUGAUAAAUUUAGCAGCAAACCCCUGCCAGCAGGUGGUGUGUGUGUACUUAUGGAGGGGGGAAGUAUUUUGUUUUCCCUGUCCUCUGUACUGUAAAAUCUCAAACACAGGUGUGUGCAUGUGUGCGUGUGUGUGCAUGCAUGCAGCGUCUCGCCCAUGUCAAGUGUUUCUCAGUAUCCUUUAAACAGGAAUGACUCUGUCACGUGGUUUCAUGAGAGCAGACACAUGCUUACUCACACACACUCACACAUGCACAUUACUCUUCAGAUUCAUAUGAGCCAGAGCUGUAAAAAACCCAUACAGUUUAGGUUUGUACAGAUUUGAUUACUUGAAAGAGAUUUUUUGUGAAUUCGUUUUGUAGUCUUUCAUCAAGUUGACCAAUAAAGCGAGAAUCUGAGUUA